This is a messenger RNA of Plectropomus leopardus (leopard coralgrouper), 2114 nucleotides long. Its product is annotated as thioredoxin-interacting protein-like. Gene Ontology annotation, molecular function: ubiquitin protein ligase binding. Gene Ontology annotation, cellular component: cytoplasm. Lineage: Eukaryota; Metazoa; Chordata; Actinopteri; Perciformes; Serranidae. Gene Ontology annotation, biological process: protein transport. The record is from RefSeq and is a predicted model, not a curated record.
UCUAAAUAUUAAUACUAUCAGUCUGAGGUUUCCUGUCUUCAGGUGAACCACGUGCUGGUCUGUGCACGAGGCUUUUCAGUGACUUUUUGAUAUAAGUGAGGACCAGUUGUUGUUAUUGUUGUUAUUGAAGCAGCUGGACAGUAAAUCUGAUUCUAUUCUCACUCUGAUGACUCUACUGUUAAAAAGCUGUCUCUCAUUUAUGGACCGCCAGCCACCGCAGCACGAGCUGUCCACGCGUCCUUUCUGCGCUGUGAUUGGCUGAAAUGGCCCGUGCCAGCCAAUCAGAGAGCUCCGUCCUCCGGGCUCGGCGUGUCCACACGCUGCACACGUGCGUCCCGGUGAGAGGUAACGGGACUCCGGGACCCCCCCUCCCCGGUAUAAAACUGACCCCGACCUGUUUACGGACCGUGAAACAGCCAAACUAACCACAAAAACGCGUCUCAUUUCUGAUCUGAUGUUUUUAUUCACCGUUUUAUUGAAUUUCACUCAAAGUUUCAUUCAUCAUCCGGUUUUACUUCACUUCAUUUCGUGAAACUGAUCAUCGCCGGUUCCGGUGUAGACUCGGUGUCUCGGUCCCGUCAUGGUCCUCUCUCCGGUCAACAAGCUCAAAGUCUUCCAGCUGCUGUUCUCGGACCCCGGCAGGUCUUUCUACAGCAGCGGGGACAAACUGUCCGGCUCCGUGCAGCUGAGGGCGGCGGUGGCCUGCAGGGUGACCGGCCUCAGGGUCACCGCCGCCGGCUGCGCCCGCGUGGAUUACCGCGGCGGGAAGAAGCGCAAGAGCCGCAGCCAGGAGGUGGAGUACCUGCAGUACGAGGAGGAGCUGCGGCUGGAGGAGAGACUCUCCAGAGACUCGGACGGCUGCUUCCUGCUGCAGCCUGAUCAAACGUACAGCUUCCAGUUUGGCUUUGAGCUUCCUGCACCAGGAAAUCUGGUGUCGUCCUAUAAAGGAAAGUUUGGUUACGUUCGUUACUACGUGCGGGCAGAGCUGGACAGGCCUUCCCAGAAUGCUUUGCAUUGUGAGCGGGAGUUUGAGGUGGAGGAGCCGCUGGACGUCAACCGGCCCGACCUGCUGGCUCCGGCUGCAGCCUCCAAACAGAAGAAAGUCACCUGCAUGUUCAUACCUGACGGCCAGGUGUCCAUCAGCGCUCAGAUCGACAGGAAGGGCUUCUGUGAGGGAGAAGAGAUCAGCAUCAACGCAAAGUUUGAAAACACGUGCUCACGCAUCGUCGUGCCGAAGGCCGCCAUCAUCGCCCAUCACUCGUACCUCGCAGACGGACGCACUAAGGAGUUGCGUCAGAAACUGACGGCGGUUCGAGGAAACCACAUCAUAUCUGGGAUGUGCGACAUGUGGCAGGGGAAGACCAUCAGAGUCCCCAAACUGCGCCCGACGCUGCUCGGCUGUGACAUCAUCAAGGUGGACUACGCCCUCAUGAUCUACCUGCACAUCCCCGGCAGCGAGAAGCUGAUCCUGGAGCUGCCGCUGGUCAUCGGGACGAUCCCGUUCAGCGGCGUCGGCAGCAGGACCAGCAGCAUGAGCAGCCAGGCCGAAUCCCUGAGCAGCCAGGCCGGAUCCAGCUGGUCCUCCUUCCCCUCGGCUCCUCCCAGCUACUGCGACAUCCACAGAGACCUGAGGGUGGACGAGCCCCGCACCCCGCUGCUCCACGACUACGACGGCGGCGAGGACGAUGACGACGAGGGCGGGCUCUUCAUGAGAGCGCCUGAAACCUACUACCCCCCUCCCCCCGCGUACACCGAGGUUGAUGAGGACGCCGUUAACGCUCCGAACCUGGUUCAGGUCUUCUGAGGACUUCAUGUCCCUUCGCCAAGAUGGACUGAGGACUGAAGACUGAUCUGGACUGACCUGGACUGACCUGUCCGUCACUUCUCAGCACUGCUGACAACUGCUGACUCAGCGGUGUCCUGUCAGUGACUCAGCAGUUUUCUGACGACGACUCAGCGUGUUUUGACACUUUAAUCUGUGGUUAAAAGCAGAGUGAACGUUUUGAUGUGAAAAGUGUUUUUAAUGUUUGUUUGUUUUUUAAAUUGUACAUAUGAUGUAAAUAAGAGCAUUUGUUUAUUUUUUUACUCAAACAAUAAAUCAGUCUCACAUUUGA